AUGGCUUCUUCUCCAAGUUGGUCCAAGCUCAGGUUGUUCUUGAUGAUGUUGCUGUAUUCUUUAGACCUGAAUGCAGAAGCCUCAGAAUUGCAGGCAUUGCUCAACUUUAAAACUGGUCUUAGAAACGCAGAAGGGAUUGCAGAUUGGGGCAAGCAGCCAUCACCCUGUGCUUGGACAGGGAUUACUUGCAGAAAUGGCAGUGUUGUUGCUCUUUCUUUGCCUCGUUUUGGUCUGCAAGGGAUGCUUUCUCAGGCACUGAUAUCCCUAUCAAACCUCGAACUUCUUGAUCUCUCUGACAAUGAAUUUUCUGGUCCAAUCCCAUUACAGUUCUGGAAGCUCAAAAACCUUGAAACCCUCAAUCUAAGCUUCAAUCUUCUCAAUGGAACCUUGUCUGCUCUUCAAAAUCUUAAAAACUUGAAAAAUCUAAGGCUUGGGUUUAACAGCUUUUCAGGCAAGUUGAACUCUGCGGUCUCCUUUUUCUCAAGCCUUCAAAUAUUAGAUUUGGGUUCGAAUCUUUUCACAGGAGAAAUCCCUGAGCAGUUAUUGCAACUAUCUAAAUUGCAGGAGCUGAUUUUAGGAGGAAAUGGAUUUUCUGGUCCAAUUCCAUCAUCCAUUGGAAACCUUUCGGAUCUUCUUGUUCUGGAUCUUGCUAAUGGCUUCCUCUCUGGUAGCCUCCCCAAGUGUAUUGGAUCACUGAAAAAAUUGCAGGUGUUAGAUAUUUCCAACAACUCGAUCACAGGACCAAUUCCCCGUUGUAUUGGGGAUUUGACUGCACUAAGAGAUCUUCGGAUUGGAAACAACAGAUUUGCAAGUAGAAUUCCUCCUGAAAUUGGCACUCUCAAAAACCUGGUUAAUCUGGAAGCUCCCUCUUGUACUCUCCAUGGUCCAAUUCCAGAAGAAAUAGGCAAUCUACAAAGUCUCAAGAAACUUGACCUUUCUGGCAAUCAGUUGCAAUCACCAAUCCCCCAAUCCGUUGGGAAGCUGGGGAACCUCACUAUUCUUGUCAUCAAUAAUGCAGAACUAAAUGGGACCAUUCCCCCAGAACUGGGCAAUUGCCAGAAGCUAAAGACCGUUAUCCUGAGUUUCAAUGAUUUGCAUGGGGUUUUGCCAGAUAACCUCAGUGGUUUAUCUGAAUCAAUCAUCUCUUUCAGUGCUGAACAGAAUCAGCUUGAAGGGCAGAUUCCAUCUUGGCUUGGCAGGUGGCUCUUUGCUGAGUCUAUUCUCUUGGCAUCAAAUCAGUUCCAUGGAAGGAUCCCAUCACAAUUAAGCAAUUGUUCAUCCCUGUCGUUUCUCAGUCUCAGCCAUAAUCAAUUAUCAGGCACCAUUCCUUCAGAGCUUUGUAGUUGCAAAUUCUUGUCUGGACUUGACCUCGAGAAUAAUCUCUUCACUGGGUCAAUUGAAGAUACAUUCCAAAACUGUAAAAACCUUUCCCAGCUUGUUCUUGUCCAGAACCAGCUUACUGGAACUAUCCCUGCGUAUCUAUCUGAUCUUCCACUUCUAAGUCUUGAACUUGAUUGCAACAAUUUUUCAGGAGAAAUUCCUGAUGAGAUAUGGAACUCAAAGUCCCUACUAGAGCUCAGUGCUGGUUUCAACUUUCUUCAAGGCAGGUUGUCUUCAAAGAUUGGCAAUCUGGUGACCCUUCAACGCCUUAUCUUGAAUAAUAAUAGAUUGGAAGGCAGAGUUCCAAAGGAGAUCAGAAACUUGGGGAGCUUAUCAGUACUCUUCCUAAACCAAAACAAGCUAUCAGGCGAAAUACCUCCUCAAUUAUUCCAAUUAAGGCUUCUGACAAGCUUGGAUCUUGGGUAUAAUAAAUUUACAGGAAGUAUUCCAUCCAACAUUGGGGAGCUGAAAGAGUUGGAGUUCCUGGUACUUGCCCACAACCAACUAUCUGGCCCACUUCCCAUUGGGAUAACAGAGGGUUUCCAGCAAUCAUCAAUUCCAGAUACAAGCUAUUUACAGCAUCGUGGAGUUUUAGAUCUCUCCAUGAACAAGUUUUCUGGCCAGUUACCUGAAAAGCUUGGAAAGUGCAGUGUGAUUGUGGACCUGCUGCUUCAAAAUAACAACUUCGCUGGAGAAAUCCCAGGAUCAAUUUUCCAACUCCCGUCUGUCAUUUCAAUCGAUCUUUCGUCAAACCAACUGGAAGGGAAGAUACCUACUGAGGUAGGAAAAGCACAAAAGCUUCAAGGUCUGAUGCUGGCACACAACAACCUUGAAGGAGGCAUUCCUUCGGAGAUUGGCAGUCUAAAAGAUCUAGUAAAGCUUAAUCUAUCUGGAAAUCAGUUAUCUGGUGAAAUUCCUGCUUCAAUUGGCAUGCUACAAAGCCUUUCUGAUCUGGAUCUAAGCAACAAUCAUCUGUCUGGUUCAAUUCCUUCUUUCUCAGAAUUGAUCAACCUUGUUGGCCUUUACCUACAACAAAAUAGAAUAUCAGGUAACAUUAGUAAACUACUCAUGGAUAGCUCAAUGUGGCACCAAGUUGGCACUUUGAACCUGAGCUUAAACAUGUUAAAUGGUGAAAUUCCAAGCUCUAUUGCAAAUCUGUCAUACCUGACUUCCUUGGAUCUGCAUAGAAAUAGAUUCACUGGCAGUAUAACCAAAUACUUUGGCCAUCUCUCACAACUUCAGUACCUGGACAUUUCUGAGAACCUCCUCCAUGGACCGAUUCCACAUGAGCUAUGUGACCUCGCUGAUCUAAGAUUCUUGAACAUUUCAAACAAUAUGUUACAUGGAGUCUUGGACUGUUCUCAAUUUACAGGAAGAUCUUUUGUGAACACCAGUGGCCCUUCUGGAUCUGCAGAAGUAGAGAUCUGCAACAUCAGAAUCAGUUGGAGAAGAUGCUUCCUUGAAAGGCCAGUAAUCUUGAUAUUGUUCUUGAGCACUACCAUUUCCAUUCUAUGGUUAAUUGUUGUCUUCUUCCUAAAGAGGAAAGCCAUAUUUCUGGAUAACAGGAAGUUUUGUCCUCAGAGCAUGGGAAAGCACACUGAUCUCAAUUUUAACACAGCUGUCAUUUUGAAGCAGUUUCCCCUUCAGCUGACAGUCUCAGAAAUUAUGCACAUCACAAACAAUUUCUCCAAAGCCAAUGUCAUAGGUGAUGGAGGAUCAGGUACGGUUUACAGAGGGAUCCUCCCUAAUGGGCAGUUGGUUGCCAUCAAGAAGCUUGGGAAGGCAAGAGACAAAGGAAGCAGAGAGUUCCAAGCAGAACUGGAUGCAAUUGGGAGAGUGAAGCACAAGAAUCUGGUUCCGCUGCUGGGAUAUUGUUCUUCUGGAGAUGAAAAACUAUUGAUAUAUGAAUUCAUGGCAAAUGGUAGUUUGGAUUUCUGGUUAAGAGGUAAGCCUAGAGCUUUGGAAGUGCUGGAUUGGACUAGAAGGGUAAAAAUAGCAAUAGGAACAGCGCAAGGGCUUGCUUUUUUGCACAACAUUGUUCCUCCAGUCAUUCACAGGGAUGUCAAGGCCAGUAACAUACUUCUGGAUGAAGAUUUCCAACCUCGGGUUGCAGAUUUUGGACUUGCAAGGAUUCUGAAAGUCCAUGAAACCCAUGUGACCACUGAAAUUGCAGGAACAUAUGGAUACAUUGCACCAGAAUAUAUUCAAAACUGGAGAUCUACAACGAAGGGGGAUGUGUACAGUUUUGGAGUGAUUAUGCUAGAAAUGGUCACAGGAAAAGAGCCAACUGGUUUGGGAUUUAAGGAUGUGGAAGGGGGGAAUUUGGUGGGAUGGGUCAAGGAGAUGGUGGGGAAGGACAAGGGAGUAGAGUGCUUAGAUGGGGAAAUUUCCAAGGGGACUACAUGGGUGGCUCAGAUGCUUGAGCUGCUACAUCUGGGUGUAGACUGUACCAAUGAGGAUCCAAUGAAGAGGCCUUCCAUGCAGGAGGUGGUUCAGUGUCUUGAACAUGUUGCAAUGAAGAACUAG
Molecule: messenger RNA, 3906 nt
Organism: Vitis vinifera (wine grape)
Lineage: Eukaryota; Viridiplantae; Streptophyta; Magnoliopsida; Vitales; Vitaceae
Product: leucine-rich repeat receptor protein kinase EMS1
Exons: 1
Coding region: 1-3906 (1301 amino acids)
Biological process (GO): protein phosphorylation
Cellular component (GO): plasma membrane
Molecular function (GO): ATP binding; protein binding; protein kinase activity
Source: RefSeq, a predicted model, not a curated record